CUCGCAGUCUCAAAUUUCAAUUCACAGCCAUCAGCUGCAGUCUCCCUCUACGAACCAUCACCCCCUUAAUCAGCAAACCGCCUGCUAAUUAUCUUCCAGGCUCAGCUCAGUCCAGAUGUCAUCAUCAAGCGUCAAUCAGAAUCCAUCGAAUCCCGAGCAAGUACCCGGCUCGUCCUACAGCGGUCUCUUCGGCUUGGAGGAUGACGCCGAUAGUCGAAGUGAUGUGGACGAGUUUGAGGGCGAGGACGGCGAUGAGAGUCAUGGCGAAUCGAAGUGGACGUACAACUAUUGGCAAGUAGAAGGUUUUCAUCAUCCGGCCUUUCUUAAUGGUGAUGGUCAUCAUCCUGGUCCUCAUCAUCCUUCAACCUCUCAUCAACCGAUGAUCACCCCUGGCGGCCGUAGCUCAAACACAACCAAGAGACGCAUCCCUCCAUUCAAGGAACUCAAGGGUGUCACUGCCUACGACAUCUCUGCCAGAAGGUUCAACGAUGAUGAGAGCUACAUCAGCGACUUCAACCCUCAGCAUUCUCCCCUGAUCCCCUCCAACCUACAUGUCGCCGAACUCAGACCGGAGGAGAAAGAACGCUUCGAAUGGCAAGAUAUGCUCACCAACGUCCUCACCGGUGAAGUACUCCGGACCGAGAAGACCAGGAUCUCAGAAGUAUCAGGCGCCAAAGAUACCAGUAUGCGCCAACAGGACGCUUCGAGGAUGUCCGACAUCUGGGUCGGAUUACGUGCCUACUUGCGAUGUCGAUCGAUUGCCGACGAACAACGCUACCUAGAAGAUGCUCGACUCCAGAUGGACCAAGUACUAGAGGACGUGCGCAAGUUCAAGCUAUCCUCCAGAAUCCCAAAGGAUGAGGCCAUCCAACGCGUCCAAUCUUUACUACUCAGAGUCGAUUGGUGUGAGGCACUCUAUCCUUCAAACAAAUCACUAGGAAGGGAGAGACCGGCUUGGAAAGAACCCGAGAUCGUCUCAAAACUCGAAACCCUUCGCUCUUGGGACAAUAACGUACGAGGACUCAGGGUCCAGAUCGGAAUCCUACAAAAAUUCAUGCGCGCUGAUAAACUAGAUGUCAUCCAUCCUAACGUCUCCCAUCCAUCAUCAUCAUCCGCCACAUCAUCCCUCGAUCCAUCCAACCCGGCAUCACCUCCGAACGACUCCGAUCCUCGUAUCUCAUCCCCCCCUAGCUCUCAAAACAACAUCCCUGCCAAUUCGAGACCCACAAAACAACUCCUGGAACCUUCGACGUUUGUCGAAAGAAUCUUACAGGAAGGAUCAGUCAAUCGACUCUUUGCUCAAAAUACGUUUGACAAUCUCAACCGAUUGAUCAUCAAGGCCAAGGAAACCAUGAUCAAAUUCUUGACCUCCUUCGAAACCUUCAGAUUACCGUCCUAUCGAGACGAUCUCUUAGUUCUGGCCAACUUUGCGCCCUCACUCAUGCAAGAGGUCCUAAGGAUCAGGCUUCAAAACGUCAAACUCUUACGGAGUGAUCUCUCAGAGCUUCCACCAGUCUUACUUCAACAGCUGACCGAUGAUUUCCGGACGAGCUUGACUCAUGCGACUGCCGUCAAAAAGUUUUGGAUGGAAAUCAUGAAGGCUGAGACAAAUUGGGAUAUGUGUUUACCUGAGGCCGAACGACAAGCUUUUGACGAAACCUUAACAAACGCCUUGAAAUUCUUCUUUAGAUUGUUGAACACUCACAUCCUAACCGGUAGUAAUAAAACUCUAGAUUCGAAAGAUACUGAGGUCGUCGAAGGCGAAUGGGGUUUCCUAAAAUCAGCAGUGGCUGAGAUCGAAGGGGGCGAUGUCCUAUUGGGAGAACAUUACAGCACACUCACUCAUCGGCUGAUGUCACGGGUCCAUCAUUUCUUUGACACCAAUCUAGACAUUGCCGAGCGACGAUUGAGUGCACGAAAAGUCAACGUUCCAGAAUUAGUGAGAUGGAAUGAGCUGAUCCUCUCCUCACUUCGUCAACGGCAUCGCAAAGUACUCCGGUUCAGUCGGACGAUCCUCAGUCGGUUCGAAAACUCGGCCGAGUAUGCACUGGAGAAAUACGCAAUCGAUCUCAGUUUUUUUGUCGGUGGGCUCAACGAAACAAACCAUUUCUUAAUCUAUACCGGCAACUUUGAGCGUGACGGAAUAUAUCUCGUCGGCUCUCCCUCACUCUCCCAGCGUCCCGAUAUCGUCUCGGCAUUACUCUCUAAAUGCUUCCACAUCCACACCCAACCGGAUUACGAACCACCGUUGACGCGUAACCACAAGAGUUUUGAUUUCGCAGAAGUUGAUGGAUUCCAGCCCGAUCCUUUCUUACCCACCAGUAAUCCAGCAAACGAUGAGACGGCCUCCAUUCAUGGAACCAAUUCGAAUGGGAAGGUUAAUUAUCCACACUACAUCCUUAUCCUCUCCCCUCGAGACCCGUUCAUGUGGACUGGACAAGUGAUGAAUAUUGAUCUGCCCAAGGUGGAACUCGACGUUCGGGAUCAUCGAGUUAGGCUGGUAGCCGACGGACCGGGCCAACACCUCUAUCUCGCCAAAUCAGCCUUCCUCGGCACCUUUCCUGCAUUUCGAGCGUUGACUGUUGUUGAUCAGAAGGCCCAUCUGUUCCGGGUGAACCGGGAGAUCAAGAAGAUCAAACGGGCGAGUUAUCGGAUGAGCGAGACGGUCAUCAAGAGCGUUGAUCGGAUCAUCCUUGCCGUCAAAAAAGCUCCAGGCUCGGAGCCCCUCUUAUCGGCUUACUUCAACUUCGCCGCCGAACUCUCUGAGCGAAGUAUGAGGUACAUGGAGAAAGCAAUCCGAGAACGGUAUACGGCUCUGUUGAUUCAGUUCGGGAUCAAGUGGAUCUCCUUCGUCUCCGAUGAUUGUAAGACGGAUGAUUUGAAAACCUUCAGGGCAGCCGUGAAUGCGCUUGAAUUUGUGAUGGAGAAGACGAAGGAUGACAUGAUUCUAGAAUUGAGUCACGAGGAGUUUGUUCGAUUGAGGUCGAAGGUGGCCAGUUGCAUGUCGCUCCUGAUCUCCCAUUUUGACGUCCUAGGAGCCCGAAGCAAGGCAGAGGCUAAGCAGCAGAAGGAACGGCUGGAUGCCCAACGGCAGGAGAUGAAGUGGCGACUGGACAACAAGAUGGCCCACAUGAAGGGGCGCGAUUGGUCGAUGGUUGCGGGAGAGGGCCGGACGGCGAAGAGUCGGGAAGGGAUCGACUCGGCCCUAUCGAGUCUCAGCGAGCGACGAGAGCGAUGGAGAGGACCGUUGGAAGCGCUCGAUGCCACCCGACACGAGAAGCUCGCCUCGCUUGGCCUCGCCGGCCAGGAGCUCGACCACAACGCCAGCGACAACCGUGGCCUGCUCUUCCUCGCCUCAUCCUCUUCUAACAUCUCCAUCCGCUGGCAACAGGGUAGAUACGUCGGCGGAGGCACCUUUGGCUCAGUCUAUCUUGCCGUCAACCUUGACACCGGCGACGUCAUGGCCGUCAAAGAGAUCAGACUACAGGAUAUCACUACUGCUCCUAAACUCGUCAAUCAGAUCAGAGACGAAAUGAAUAUUAUGUCCUUACUUAGGCACCCUAAUAUCGUGGAAUACUUCGGGAUCGAAGUCCAUAGAGAUAAGGUGUAUAUCUUCCAAGAGUUCUGCGAAGGUGGUACCCUGGCCGCUCUCCUCGAAAACGGCAAAGUCGAAGAAGAACUUAUCUGCCAGAUGUACGCCCAUCAACUAUUAGAAGGAUUAAAUUAUCUUCAUUCAAAUAAUGUCGUCCAUAGGGACAUUAAACCAGACAAUAUUUUGUUAGAUAAAGAAGGUAAAUUGAAAUAUGUAGACUUUGGAGCAGCGAAAAUCCUAGCGAAGGAGUCGAGGACGCUGGCGUCGAAGCGCUCGAAGCGGCCCAGUUCAUGGAUGGCAAAAGGCGGCGGAGGCGGUGGAGCGCAUGGCGACCACAACGCCUCGAUCACCGGCGUCCAGAUGAAUAGCUUGACCGGCACCCCGAUGUACAUGAGUCCCGAGGUCAUCAAGGGCGAGGAGUUCGGCCGUCCGGGGGCUAUGGAUAUCUGGAGCUUGGGCUGCGUCGUCCUCGAAUGUGUCACCGGGAAAAGACCGUGGAGUAAUCUGGAUAACGAAUGGGCAAUCAUGUUUCAUAUAGGCAUAGCCACCAAACAUCCACCCUUACCUGAUCCACAAGAGUUAUCGGAACUAGGGAUCGACUUUAUCCGGAAAUCGUUAACAUUAGAUCCGGUGACCCGGCCGACGACUAUGGACCUGUUAAACCAUCCCUGGAUGAAAGAUCUCGAGGCCUGUCUGAUCGAGAUGAACGAGGACAACGAGGAGUACAAUAAUUCGACGUCCAAUAAUCAUCAUCCCUCGUCUUCCUCUACAUCCUCCUCUGCCUUCAUUCUCCCGCCCCAACAACAACAACAUCAACAACAACAACAACAGGAACAACAACAACAGGAACCAGAUCAUCAGGAUCAUCAGGAUCCUAAUCAGAAGCUUUUCAAUCAAAUCGAACAUCUCUCUCUUGCUCAGAAAACCGCGCUGCAUAGCUUGCCCGAAGUCGAAGAAUCCUCCGAUUCUUGAAUGCCUUUCUCUUCUUCAAUCCCCCCUCCUCCCCACCACUCCUCAUUUUUAGAUCCUUAGACUUUUUUUUUCUAUCUCAUUCUCCUAACGCAUCUCUUUUUUUUUCCCUUUCUCUCUUUCGUUACCAUUUUAUGGUCGUUUAGGAAGAUGCACUGGUUUCUCUGACUUAUUUUCAUUCAAAGAAUAACACGAGUUGGGCAGGGGCAUGGAGAGAUGUGCAAAGACUUAGUUGAGAAGGAGUGUCGAAAAUAAAUAAAUAAAACCUGAAACUGGACCAUCGGGUCGGAUCGGAUUGGAUCAAAUGAUUCUUUUUUGUUCACGUUCGAACCAGAAAUGUCGAAAAUAUUUAAGCUUAACUAUCCAUACUUCCAUAAUCAUUUGUUGUAAGAAAAUAUAUAUAUAUAUAUUUGAUUGAUGAUAAAUAUGUACCCACACCCUCGUUUUUUUCUGUAUGUUCGUACCUAUAAAAGCUUAUAUACAUAUUUACAUAUAUAGAAUACGGUCG
Messenger RNA from Puccinia graminis f. sp. tritici CRL 75-36-700-3, 5069 nucleotides. Its product is annotated as STE protein kinase. Gene Ontology annotation, biological process: autophagy; peptidyl-serine phosphorylation. Gene Ontology annotation, molecular function: ATP binding; protein serine/threonine kinase activity. The coding region runs from base 116 to 4564 and encodes 1482 amino acids. The transcript has 4 exons. Gene Ontology annotation, cellular component: cytoplasm. The record is from RefSeq and is a predicted model, not a curated record. NCBI's taxonomy places the organism in Eukaryota, Fungi, Basidiomycota, Pucciniomycetes, Pucciniales, Pucciniaceae.